UGGCGGCUUUACGACCUUCCUAAUCGCCCACGCCACGUGCACGCACACCAUGUCCGAGACGGAACGCACUUUUAUUAUGGUGAAGCCGGAUGGCGUCCAACGUGGGCUGGUUGGUGAAGUGAUUCGACGGUUUGAGCAGCGCGGAUACAAACUAGUUGGAAUGAAACUGAUGCACGCUUCUGAUGAAUUGCUCAGGAAGCACUAUGAGGCCCAUGUAAACAAGCCAUUCUUUGCUGGGCUUAGUGCAUAUAUGUCUUCCGGUCCCGUGGUUCCAAUGGUCUUCGAAGGUUACCAGGUGGUGAAGAACAGUCGCAAAAUGCUGGGAGCAACAAAGCCCGAGGAAAGUGAACCUGGGUCGAUCCGCGGUGACUUCUGUCAAAUGGUCGGUCGAAAUUUGGUACAUGGUUCUGAUUCUGUGGAAAGUGCUCAAAAGGAAAUCUCUCUCUGGUUCACUUGUAAAGAGUUGAUCGAUUACAAGCAAACCUCGAAGCCGUGGCUCCAUGAGUAAUGACCUUAGCUGGUUUUGAUUAUCAGUCUUGACCUUUGUUGAUCUUGGCAAUAAAGAUAGUCUUUGAAGAAU
Opisthorchis viverrini is the source of this 580-nucleotide messenger RNA. RefSeq lists its product as hypothetical. Gene Ontology annotation, molecular function: nucleoside diphosphate kinase activity. Gene Ontology annotation, biological process: UTP biosynthetic process; GTP biosynthetic process; CTP biosynthetic process. NCBI's taxonomy places the organism in Eukaryota, Metazoa, Platyhelminthes, Trematoda, Opisthorchiida, Opisthorchiidae. The coding region runs from base 50 to 508 and encodes 152 amino acids. The transcript is spliced from 2 exons. The record is from RefSeq and is a predicted model, not a curated record.